GGAAGUGUCUGUUUUAGAUGACACCGGACAGCAGUUAUUUUUAUUAAUGUGUCAGUAUGGGCUCUGGUGCACUGCCUCUCAUUCUCUUGCUGAUGUCCUUCAUCCACGCUGGACUCACUCAAGAGAGAGUAAAAGCUGUAUUGAAGGUGACUCCAGAUGAGCGUGUGUUCAGAGGAGAGAUCGUCACUCUCACAUGUGACAUUCAGGGAACAGGAGACAUUCAGUGGACAUACAGAUGGUUUAGAAAUGGAAACACAUUCUAUCCAUACACAACAACAGCAGCAGAGAUCAGUUUCACAGCUGAUGUGUAUUACAGUGGUGAAUACAGCUGUAGAGGAGAAACAUACUCACAGAGAUCAUCAUACCCCAGUUCUGCUGUUACACUGACUGUAUCAGAUUCCUCCAGAUCUUCACUGACUGUGACUCCAGACAGUCCUGUAUUCACUGGAGAGACAGUCACUCUGACCUGUGUGAUUGAGACUUACAAUUACUGGGGAUGGAGAAUUGACCAAACAUAUAACUGGAGAUAUGAGUGGUAUAAAGACACAGACAGUGUAAUGUUACAGACGUCUGAUCGUUACACUGUAGACAGAGACACUCUCACUAUCAGAGGAGUAAUUACAUCUGAUCAGGGUCAGUACUGGUGUAGAGGACAGAUAAGAUCAGUCUCAUCUCAAUCAAACUCUACUGUUUCUCUCUCAGUGAAAGGUGAGUUGAAUAUCACUGUCCUUCUGCACUACAUGUAUGAUCACAUAUCCAAUCAAAAGACUUUCUCAUUCUCAGAUGUUACAUUCACACCAAUCAUAAAUAUUAUUGUUCCACUUCAUUUGAGGGUUUGAUUAUUUCUCUUUUAACUUGUUAAAGAGCUGUUCACACAGGAGCUGUGCUUACUCCUUUUUGGAGUGAGAUAUAAUCCACAAGAUUGUUUACCUUCA
Carassius auratus (goldfish) is the source of this 935-nucleotide messenger RNA. RefSeq names its product sialoadhesin-like. NCBI's taxonomy places the organism in Eukaryota, Metazoa, Chordata, Actinopteri, Cypriniformes, Cyprinidae. Gene Ontology annotation, cellular component: external side of plasma membrane. Gene Ontology annotation, molecular function: transmembrane signaling receptor activity. Bases 57 to 839 code for a protein of 260 amino acids. The record is from RefSeq and is a predicted model, not a curated record. Gene Ontology annotation, biological process: immune response; cell surface receptor signaling pathway. The transcript has 4 exons.